UACCGGUAGCCCUGGAACGAACACUAUAUUUGACGUAAGCUGCGGUCGUUCCAAAACACAAGAAGAAAACCAACUCGAAAAUACUGUAAGCACUAGAAGAACAGAAGAACAAUGAGCACCAUGGAGGAUCUGUCCAUUUGUCGAGAAGAAGAGGACUUGUCAGGCCACGAAGAUGUAUCGGAGCAUAAUGGUCCGACCGAACGUCAAAAGGCAGCCGAAGAAGAGAAAAAGCGAUUGUUGAAGCGAUCGGAGGAGAAGGCCGUUCAUUGCACUCGUCUCUUGGUGUACUUGACGGUUGUAGCGGUUGGUCUUGCGGCGUCAGUGGGUGUUUACUUUCUGACCAAGAAACAAGAGGAAGAAGCAUUUGAAGCGGCCUUCAGCACGAACGCUCACAAGCUCGUUCAGACGUUUACAGAUUCGGUGGACCGAAAGAUUGUCGCCCUGGGAGGUCUCUCUGCUGCUAUCACUGCCAAUGCACUUUCCACCCACCAAACUUUCCCCAAUGUAACCAUUGAAAACUGGUCUGCUUUGGGUAUACAGACGCGCAUUCAAGCCGACGGAAUGAUGUGUGAGUACGCUCCGCUUGUUACAUCAGAGAAUCGGCUGGGCUGGGAAGAAUACGCUGACAAGCAUCGUACGUGGAUAAGGGAAGCCUUCUACAGCGAAACAAGGUACGAAAGGGAACAGGAUGCGCGUUUUGGGAUUGAGGCUGAAUCAAACCCUACAGGUGGAGGUGGAGAGCCUUCUUGGGAGGAAACACCAUGUGAUGAAGGAGAAGGACCACCAACUGAAGAGCAACCUGGAGGGCAGGGACCACCAACUGAAGAGCAAGGGCUGCCCCCGGGAGAGCGUAAACGAAUCCUUCAGGCAGGGGGCGGUGGUGAGGGGUCUCCCCCACAAGGAGUUGGUGGUGACGAAGGAGGACCAGAGACACUAGAUGAUGUUUUACCUCCAAGCCGUAACUCCACAGAACUUUGCGAAUCUCCAGGGCCGACGUACCACAAAGAAAUUUUCUUGCUGGGCACCCCACCCCCAAGGGGAGAACCAUUCAACAACACCGUUCGUCCCCAAGGAAUGGAGUUCUAUGCUCCCUUUUGGCAAAUGACUCCUGUCAUCCCUAGAGAGUUUCUACUGAACAAUGACUUGAUGGGCUCGGCGGGAGCCAGAGACUCUUUGAAUCAUGUCUACCAGACCUCGAGGGCUGCUAUUGGGCCGGCUUUUGGAGUCCAAGACCCAAGCAACGUCACCUCUGAUGAAAGCAAAAUCGUUCGGAAGUAUCAUGAUUACCUCAAACAAGGACAGCAUCGGCACAUUACAGAAUACUACACUGGGGACCCGUCUAGCGGCCUUGCGUAUCCGGUGUUUGAUUCGUUCGAAGUUAGCAAUCGUAGUCUUGCUGGAUUCCUCCAUAUGCCUCUGAUUUGGAGAUUGAACUAUGAGCGAGUUCUUCCGGAAGGGAUGGAUGGCUUUCUGGUGGUCAUGAAAGAUAGUUCUGAUCAGUCCUUUACUUACCGCGUUGAUGGACCCACUGUAACCUAUCUCGGCUUCCACGACUUCCAUGACUCCAGAUAUGAUGACAUGUUUGUCUUUGAAAAUAUUGGAGAAAGCAUUGGUACCAAGCAUGGUCCCGACACCCAAACCUUUGAUGCUGUUGCAGUCGAUUGGACAUUCCAAGAAUACGUGGCGUACGUUUAUCCCUCUCAAACAUUUGAAGAUCAGUACAUGACCAACGAACCCGCUAUUUAUGCUGCCGCGGUGGCUGGAAUCUUUGUCUUUACACUCAUGGUAUUGGCCGUCUUUGAUUCUUUGGUGGCUCGGCGUCAAAGUCUGAUUUUGAAAAAGGCGGUCGAGAGCCGUGCUUUGAUUUCCACGCUUUAUCCCGAACAAGUGCGAAGUCGUUUGUUUGAAGAUGAACCCAAGGAAACUGAAGAUGAAAACAAACGACGCAAAUGGCAAUCACUCUCCUUGAAGGGAGAUUCCACAGCCGCAGCAGCCGGCGACCAACCAGUUGCUCGUGAUGCGAUUGCCCAGCUGUAUCCAUCUUCGUCUAUUCUGUUGAUGGAUUUGGCGGGAUUCACAAAGUGGUCUUCCGGUCGAACUCCUGCGGACGUUUUCCUGCUUCUAGAGACGCUGUAUCAAUCCUUUGAUAAAAUUGCCCUGAAGCGCGGCGUCUACAAGGUUGAAACAAUUGGCGACUGUUGGGUAGGAGUGACAGGUGUCCCCAAUCCCCAAGACGACCACGCAGUGAUCAUGUGUCAGUUCGCUUCUGCCUGUCAAGCCAAAAUGGGUCAAUUGAUUGCAAUGAAACUAGUAGAUGCAUUGGGUGAAGACACGGCCGAUUUGAAGCUUCGUGUGGGGAUUCAUUCUGGACCGAUCACUGGCGGUAUCUUGCGUGGUGAUCGCGGGAGGUUUCAGCUCUUUGGCGAUACGAUCAAUACAGCAUCUCGUAUGGAAAGCAAUGGCUUGCCAGGAAAGGUUCAUGUAUCUCAAGCGACUGCCGAUGAAUUGAUUAAUCACGGUCGUGGAGAUUGGUUGACAGAACGAGAAGAGAAGGUUGUUGCGAAAGGAAAAGGAGAAAUGACAACGUUUUGGGUUCUUGUCCGUACCAGUAAAUCUGCUGCCACUCAUUCCAUCACCAGCGUCUCUGACCUCUCCAUGAACCAAGUGUUUCCGAUGGGCCACACCUUGGAUUCGAGCAGUGCCUUUGGCAGAGUAGAACGGGCUCCUUCGACGUUGGAAAAUUCUUCAGCUGUUGUAAUGACUGCACCAGAUCAAGUACCCGAAAGUUUCGAUGGAGAGCUAGAAGUGUAGAAUGUCCUAGUGUGACAGAAUGCAUUUAUGCAUAGCUCGAAGAGUAUGGCUGGCUAGCCCUUUGGACAAGACCAAAGCCCCAGCUCGCAUCAGGCAGAGCUGGGACCGCUGGAGGUAGACGGCAGUAUAAUCUACAGCCGGACAAAAACCCAUUCAUUCCUACACUAUACGACGUUCUUGCUUCGGACUUUCUGCUGUACCGUAGCAUUACAUUGCAGUCCAAAUAGACUACUAGCUAGUAAGAUAGAUGAUAAGCCCAUUAUAAAGAAGGAGAUUGGAUUCUUCGUUC
Molecule: messenger RNA, 3100 nt
Organism: Seminavis robusta
Lineage: Eukaryota; Bacillariophyta; Bacillariophyceae; Naviculales; Naviculaceae
Source: the annotation of a GenBank genome assembly